Messenger RNA from Asparagus officinalis (garden asparagus), 820 nucleotides. Its product is annotated as transcription repressor OFP13-like. The transcript has a single exon. The record is from RefSeq and is a predicted model, not a curated record. Bases 81 to 605 code for a protein of 174 amino acids. Gene Ontology annotation, biological process: negative regulation of DNA-templated transcription. Lineage: Eukaryota; Viridiplantae; Streptophyta; Magnoliopsida; Asparagales; Asparagaceae.
UAGUUUAGAACUUGUAGCCACCGAACUCCUUUAAAUGCUACACUACCCCCUCUCUCCCCCCACCUCAUCAAAGAGCAGAGAUGAGAAAGCAAAAGCUGAGAUCGUCCAUCAAAGCCAUUCAAGAAGCUAUAAUCAGUCGAAAACCAAUGAGCCCCGUCUGCACUCCACAAUCCAAAGCCAAUUCAUUUAAAGAUGAAGCAAGUGAUUUCUCCUCUUCAGUGAUCUCCAACAGGCUCUUCUUCUCUCCCAGCAUGACAAGGUCCAUAAUGGAGGAAGCCAGACCACGACCGAGCAAUCUCAAUACAGAAAAGCUCGAUAAUGGUGAUUUCUUUGACGAAAGUAUAGUGACAGUCUUGGCUUCCAAUGAUCCGUUUAUGGACUUUAAGUCAUCAAUGGAGGAGAUGGUGAAGGCUCAUGGAGUGAGAGAGUGGGAGCGGUUGGAGGAGCUGUUGCUUUGUUAUUUGAGGCUCAAUGAGAGGAGAAAUCACGAGGCUAUAGUGAUGGCAUUUGUGGACUUUGUUAAGAAUUUAGUGCAUAAUCAGUGCCGAGGAUUUCCUAGUCCCUUUGGGUCAUCUAGUUUUCCCAUGCUUGUUUCUGAUCAGUGAACUUCUUACUCCCGUGUCACGUCUCUCUUUACAGUUAUGCAGGAUUGAAUUGUAAUUUAUACUGUUCUUUGUAAGAACUAUAUCAUCUCGUAUACAUAAAAGUAAUUGUGUCGAAAGGCUUUGAUAAAUUUCAUAGCAAACAGCCUGUCAGCUUAAUCUUUUAGCCUGUAAUAGAUUUAGCUUUCUAUUGUUAUAUUCAUGAAGUCUAAAUUCAA